This is a messenger RNA of Gastrolobium bilobum, 2920 nucleotides long. RefSeq names its product protein ENHANCER OF LHP1 1. Gene Ontology annotation, molecular function: protein binding; chromatin binding. The record is from RefSeq and is a predicted model, not a curated record. Gene Ontology annotation, cellular component: nuclear replication fork. Bases 1 to 2877 code for a protein of 958 amino acids. NCBI's taxonomy places the organism in Eukaryota, Viridiplantae, Streptophyta, Magnoliopsida, Fabales, Fabaceae. The transcript has 12 exons. Gene Ontology annotation, biological process: mitotic cell cycle; DNA-templated DNA replication; DNA repair.
AUGAAAGUCCGGUCGGUGAAGCUGAGGGAUGCCCACGCCCACAAGGGUGGCCGCCCUUCCUUCUGCUCCGUCGUGUGGGACCAGCAAGCCAAACAUCUGGUCACCGCCUCCUCUUCCGACGUGUCCAUUUCAAUCCACGACCCUCUUCUCCCCUCCGCCACUCCCAGGAUCCUCCGUCACCACCGCGACGGUGUCACCGCCUUGGCUCUUAGCCCCAAUUCUACUUGCCUUGCUUCCGGAUCCGUCGAUCACUCCGUCAAACUCUAUAAGUUCCCUGGUGGAGAGUUUGAGACAAAUAUUACGAGGUUUACACUUCCAAUACGUUCUCUGGCGUUUAACAAAUCAGGGAGCAUGUUGGCGGCGGCUGGUGAUGAUGAGGGUAUCAAGCUUAUAAAUACAGUUGAUGGUUCCAUUGCUAGGGUUCUCAAAGGGCAUAAAGGUUCUGUUACUGGCUUAGCUUUUGACCCUAACGGUGAAUACUUAGCGUCUCUGGAUUCUACUGGAACUGUUAUUUUUUGGGAACUACACUCUGGGAGAAUCCUUCAUAACCUCAAAGGCAUCGCUCCUGACACUGGGGUUGAUGUUUCAACCAUGAAUGUUCUUUGCUGGAGUCCCGAUGGUGAGACCUUAGCUGUUCCUGGGUUGCGAAAUGAUGUGGUGAUGUAUGAUAGGGACACGGCUGAGAAGUUGUUUUCUUUGAGAGGGGAUCACAUACAACCUAUAUGUUUCUUGUGUUGGUCACCCAAUGGGAAAUACAUGGCUACUUCUGGUUUAGACAAGCAGGUUCUGAUUUGGGAUGUUGAUAGGAAGCAGGACAUUGAUAGACAGAAGUUUGAUGAAAGAGUGAGUAGCAUGGCGUGGAAGCCAACUGGGAAUGCCUUAGCUGUUGUUGAUGUUAUGGGAAAGUAUGGUAUCUGGGAGAAUGUUAUUCCUUCAUCUAUGAAGUCUCCAACUGAGGAUAUACCUAUGCAAUACAAGAAUAGUAAAGGGGUUCUUUUGUUUGACGAGGAGGAUCCGGAAAAUAGUGCAAGUGGAAGCUUGAGUGAUGUUGGUGAAAAUAGUAAUGGUGUGUCCGAGCCACCACCUAGCAGGAAAAGAUUGCGUAAGCCGUCUUUGAGCGAGGAAAAUUUAGAUGAUGAUGGAGGUGAUGAAAUUGCUUUGUUUCCCAAGGUUGAAUCCCACAAGAAACGGAAUCACUUGCAUAAGGAAAAUUUGGAUAAUGGGAAUGUGUUGGGAUUUAGAAGCACGAUGGUAACUUCUAGGCCAAAGAUGCAGGAGGCAUUUCAACCAGGAUCUACUCCUGUGCAGUCUGGAAAAAGGCGCUUCUUAUGCUACAAUAUGCUUGGAAGUAUAACCACUGUUGAACAUGAUGGAUUCUCUCAUAUUGAGAUUGAUUUUCAUGAUACUGGAAGCAGUCCUCGAGUUCCAUCUAUGACUGAUCAUUUUGGAUUUACAAUGGCCUCAUUAAAUGAGGAUGGGAGCGUCUUUGCAAAUCCUUGCAAGGGGGAGAAGAACAUGAGCACCCUCAUGUAUCGCCCAUUUAGUAGCUGGGCUAAUAAUACCGAGUGGUCUAUGCGCUUUGAAGGAGAAGAAGUGAAGGUUGUUGCACUUGGAGCUGCUUGGGUGGCUGCGGCAACUAGUUUUAACUAUCUUCGGAUCUUUACUGAGGGUGGUUUGCAGGUUUGUCGCACAUUUUUAUUGCAGAAACAUGUUAUUUCGCUAGAUGGGCCAGUUGUGACUGCAUCGGGUUUCAACGACAAGCUUGCGGUUGUGACUCAUGCUUCUGAUUGCCUUUCCUCAAAUGAUCAGGUGCUAGAGUUUAAAAUAUUUAAUAUACCUCAUGGGACCCAACCACUUCGAGGUCGCUUGCCAUUAAGUCCUGGGUCAUCUCUAAGUUGGUUUGGGUUUAGUGAAGAAGGCCAAUUGUGUUCGUACGAUUCCAAGGGGGUGCUAAGAUCAUAUACAAGCCAAUUCGGUGGUAGCUGGCUCCCACUCUUCAGUGCUAUUAAAGAGAAGAAGUCAGAUGAAAACUAUUGGGUGGCUGGGUUGAAUUCAAGCAAGUUAUUUUGUGUGAUAUGCAAAAAGCCUGACGCCUUCCCACAGGUGAUGCCUAAACCAGUUCUCACUCUAUUGAAUCUUUCAUUUCCUCUCGCUUCCUCUGAUUUGGGAUCUGAAGCCCUUGAAAAUGAGUUUAUAAUGAACAGCAUGCGUCUCUUUGAGAUUCAGAAAAAAAUGGAAGAAAUGGCUAUUGCUGGUUUAGACACUAGUUCGCUUGAUGAUGAUGCUUUCGAUUUGGAAGCAGCACAAGAUAGAUGUAUUCUUAGGCUUAUAGCAUCCUGCUGCAACAGUGAUAAGCUUGUGCGAGCUACUGAACUUGUGAAGCUUUUGUCACUGGACAAAUCAAUGAAAGGUGCAAUAAAACUUGUUACUUCUUUGAAGCUUCCAAACUUGGCGGAAAGGUUCAGCAGCAUAUUGGAGGAAAGGCUACUUCAAGAAGUGAAAAAAACUACGGAAACCAACCUCAAAGAAAACUGUCUUGCACCCAUUCCAGCUGAUGCUUCAACAUCAAAAGCAGUUGCUAUGUCAUCACCAAAAUUAUCUGCUCCGUUGUUCAUAAAGAAAGACAGAACACAAGAGGGAGCUAAAGCUGGAGUAAAUAAAACUGUAACGGUGAAUGAAACUCCAAAGGCAAAGCAGAGAGUGGAUGAAACAAGUGACAAGGGGGGGAAGCUGGGUGAUAUGCUUCAGGUGCAAGCUCCUCACACACAUGAUCCCUCUAUAAAGUCGUCAUUUAAGCAGGGAGCUAACAAGACAGAGGCUAGUUUUGCACAUUCAAAUAGGCCGUCCAAUCCAUUUUUGAAGUCUUCUAUCAAGUGAGUAAAUUUAUCUACUCCAAUGAAAUGAAAAACACGAUUGAGGU